CGAAAUAUGAUUAAAGGUGUAAGUGGCGUUGACUCUACAUUUAAAUUUCCCACGCUGAAGAGUAAUAACGUUAAAUUAACCUCUUUUUAAUUAUACAAAGUCAACUAACAAUGGCGGAUAGUGGAGUGGAUAGUAAGGAAUCUGAAAAAUCAGAGACUCCGUAUGUCGAACCCAGAAUAGUAAUAAUUGGUGCUGGACUUGCUGGGAUUGCAGCUGCUACUACAUUAUUAAAAUUGGGUUUUAAAAAUGUUAUGAUAGUUGAAGCUAAUACACGUGUAGGUGGUAGAUUAUAUACCACGCUAUUUGGAGAUAACGUGAUAGAUUUGGGCGCAGAGUGGGUGUACGGUGAAAAUGGAAAUAUUGCUUACAAUUGUGCUUAUCCGCAUCAAUUGCUUUCUUCUUCCAAAGGAUUGAACAAUUUCGAGCAAUAUUUAUUUGCAAAAAGUGAUGGCAGUUUAUUUAAGCAAGAACUUAGUACUGGAAUUUUAAAGGCAUAUCAUAAUUUUUCUGAACGCUUUGAGGAAAUGAUGGAAACCCCUGGAUCUUACGGAGAUUAUAUGAUGGAGAAGUUGUCCGAAUGGUGUGAUGAUAACAAUUGUACUCAAAAAGAAAAAGAUCUUCUUGUACAAUGGAUACACCGAUUAGAUUCUGCCAGGCGAUGUACACCAUCAUGGUAUGAUAUUAAUUGGAAAGGUGUAAAGAGUUAUUGGAAAUGCCAAGGAGACAAUUAUAUUAACUGGAAAUCACGCGGUUUUAUAAGAAUACUUGAUUGUCUAGCGAACAGAAUCCCUAAAUCUAAGUAUUCAUUAGAUGUUAUAAAAUUAAUUAGAUUCAAAAAAGAAUUAGUCCAUAUCGACUGCACAGAUCCUAAAGAUGUCAUCGUUACAGUUAAAGUUGAUGAAGAUGAGCAAUUUCAAUAUAAAGCUGACCAUGUUAUAUUCACACCUUCUUUAGGAAUAUUAAAAGAAAAAUAUAAAAUGAUGUUUAAACCUCGCUUGCCUGUAAAAAAUGUAAAUGCCAUAGAGGCUUUAGGUUUUGGUACUAUACAGAAAAUAUUCAUCGAAUUUUCAACUCACUGGUGGAGCGAUGAUGUUUCUGUUUUUUGUUGUCCCUGGACGUUGGAAGAAAAGCGCACAUUUUUACAAGAAACUAGUUUUAGUUAUUAUUGGUUAUCUGAUGUAUUCGCUUUUUAUACGAUAGAUUAUCAGCCUAAUGUUUUGUGUGCUUGGGUUGUGAGAAACGGCGCUAAAGAGGUAGAACAGCUAAUGGAUGAUGAAAUUAUCGAAGGAUUACAUUUAUUGCUGCAAACUUUUUUUGGAAAACUUUAUACGAUUCCAGAACCAAUUAAAGUAAAAAGAACGGCAUGGUUCACAAAUCCUUUUUUUCUUGGAUCUUUAAGUUUUCCAACCAAACUAGCUGAAAUAAAAUCUAUAAAGCCACUUGAUCUUGCUAACCCAAUUUUGUCUUCUAAAGGAAAACCUCUUUUAAUGUUUGCUGGCGAAGCAACUCAUGAUACUUAUUUUGGAACUGCUCAUGGAGCUAUCGAAAGUGGAAUACGUGAAGCAGAAAGAAUAAUGAUUCAUUAUUGGAACCCACAACGCGAGCUACAAAAAUUACCAAUAAAAGAAGCUAUGGAAAAAGAACCGAUGUUUACUCCAGAUGUUGUAAUAGUUGGGGCAGGCAUUGCUGGGUUAGCAGCUGCAAAAACUUUAGAAGAUGCUAAUUAUAAAAAUUAUCUUGUAAUAGAAGCUCAACCAAAUAUUGGUGGACGAUUAAGUUCCACAUUAAUGGAUGGCAAAUGGAUCGAACUUGGCGCACAAUAUUUACACGGCGACCAAAGCGAAUUAGCUAAAUUUUGUAAAUCUAACAAAAUAGAGUACGAAAUGCAAUCUAAGGAUGGAGAUGGUACAUUUAUAACUUAUAACGGGCAAAAAAUCGAUAAUGAUUUGGUACAAGACGUUAAAGACUUUGUCUAUAAUAUAUUAGAAGAAACUGGAAACGUCGACGAAAUAACUGGAGAGGCGUUUUCAAAUAUUGGGAGGAUGAUGAGAAAUCGAUUUGAUAAUUACUUAAUGCAGUCAAAAGAUGAACCCGAGAUAAAGAAACUUAAGGAAGGAAUUUUUGAGUGGGCCAUUAGAUACCUUACAAUAGACAAUUCUUGUGAUACGUUAGAUGAUUUGUCUGUGAAUAUGUACGGAAAUUUCAAAGUUGCUGGUGGCCCAGAACACCUUACAAUAAAGUCUGGAUACGAAUCAUUGUUAAAAGUUAUUAGCAAAGAUAUACCUCCUAAAAACAUACUUUUAAAUACUGCUGUGCAAUUAGUACAUUGGAAACAAUUUACUAAAAAUCAAUCUGAAAGGCCAAUUAUUUUGGUACUAGACAAUUCAAGAACCAUUACUGCAAAAUGCGUAAUAAUAACCUGUUCCCUUGGUUAUUUGAAAGAUCAUGCCCAAAAAAUGUUUGUACCUCGUUUACCCUUGUCGCAGCAACUGUCGAUAAUAAAUAUGGGAUUUGGUACGAUAAAUAAAAUAUAUCUUAAUUUUGGUGAACCUUGGUGGGAACCAGAAACCAAAGGAUUUCAAUUUGUUUGGGAAAAAAAUAAAGUACAUGUAUUUGGUAGGGGAACUAUACCUCUGUGGGCUAAAGAUCUUACAGGUUUCGAUGUUCUGCAAAAUCAUAAAGGUUUAUUACUUGGGUGGAUCGGCGGAAAAUCCGCCCGUAUUAUUGAACGCAUAAGCGAAGAAGAAGUUGGAAUCGGUUGUACAAAUUUGCUUAGGCAUUUUCUUAAAGACUAUAAUAUACCUAAUGCGAAAGAAUGUAUUAGAACGGCAUGGUCCUCGAAUAAAUAUAUAAGAGGUGGUUACAGUAGCCUUACGCCAUCGUGCGAGAAGUUAAAGUGUACCCCGGCUGCAUUGGCAAAACCAAUUGGCGGUAGAACAGUAGACAAAAAUUCUAAGAUUCUACCAAUAAUGUUGUUUGCUGGUGAAGCAACGCAUGAAACUUUUUAUUCCACUGCGCAUGGGGCUUAUGAAACUGGAAUAAAACAGGCUAAUCUAUUUCUAAAAUAUCAUGUAACUGAAACUUAAUUUCUCUUUUCUAUUUUUUUUAUUUAUUCUUAUUUUUCUCUAAAAUAUAUUAAUCAUACUUAUAUAAAAGUUUUUAUCAAAUUUUCAAAAAUCAUUCUAUUAUCUAAAAUGUAUUACUAAUAAUGCAUGUAAUAUUAGUAAGUCUUGUAUUCAAAAUUAAUUCUUUUGGCAAAUUAAUCUUUUUUGUUUUUUUUUUAAAUCCAAAUUCACCCUUUCGCAAAUCCAUUAUCUAUUAUCCAUUUAUGGCAUCGAUUUCAGUCGUCUCACACAGCUCUUUCAGGGUACGUUUCGUUGCUGACAAAAUCUCUUUUAAAAUCUUUUUUUACGCCGUUUAAUAUGGAUAGCCAAAAGUAGCAUUUGUUGCAAGUAAGUCUCAACAAUUUUGGAAAGAGGGCAUAAUGAGGCUUUCUGAGAGAUGUAAGAAAGUAAUAGAGCGAAACGGUUCAUA
Molecule: messenger RNA, 3534 nt
Organism: Polistes canadensis
Lineage: Eukaryota; Metazoa; Arthropoda; Insecta; Hymenoptera; Vespidae
Product: spermine oxidase-like
Exons: 13
Coding region: 111-3086 (991 amino acids)
Molecular function (GO): polyamine oxidase activity
Source: RefSeq, a predicted model, not a curated record